Aedes aegypti (yellow fever mosquito) is the source of this 1433-nucleotide messenger RNA. RefSeq lists its product as uncharacterized. The transcript has a single exon. Lineage: Eukaryota; Metazoa; Arthropoda; Insecta; Diptera; Culicidae. The record is from RefSeq and is a predicted model, not a curated record. Bases 224 to 592 code for a protein of 122 amino acids. Gene Ontology annotation, molecular function: calmodulin binding.
ACUAGCUUAAGGCAAGCGCGCUCAAGCACCAACCAUUCAGUUCACAGUCAACACUUGAAGCGUACGGAAGUAGAAUCGGCCAAGUUCGUGAACGCACGCGCGCCACUAAUCGAAGUACAUAAAGUCGGUCAGUUCACCGAAAACCGAAGCCAUCACGUUGAAAGACGACCAGCGGACCGCGUUGGACUCCUUCGUAGACAGUCUGAAACCGGUAGUGAACGAGAUGCACGUCCAUCCGAGUUCGCCGAAUUCAUCCCAAUCGGAGGACGACGCCGCGACCAAGAUCCAGGCCGGAUUCCGCGGCUAUCGGGUGCGGAAGCAGAUGCGCCAGGGUCGCUCAGGAUCCUCUCAGGGUUCGUCGACGGGAGUUGGAUCAUCUUCCGGGGGAUCGCAGACUCAGCGAUCGCCACGGGUAUCCAAGAAGGGCACGCUGGAAGACAAGUCGGCAGCCAAGAUCCAAGCAGGCGUCCGGGGAUUCCUGGUGCGUAAACGGCAGAAGGUUGCCGCCGACGCCGCCACCAAAAUCCAAGCCAGCUUUCGUGGGUUCAAGACCCGAAAAGAUCUGAAGUCAACGACCAAGAAGGACAAGUGAGGGCGUUGUCGUCCUGCCUGCCGGAAUCCGUGUGGGUUUGCGCGAAGCCUGUGUGUAAAUUUUAGACCUUAACGUCGCCAAGAGUUUUAUAUAGAGUUUUUCUGUAGACUUAGUCGUGUGCGAGAUACAAGUAGUGAGGCCAAAUUAUCUGUAGUGCGCGAUUUCAUUGGGGAAGCUGGACACGCGCGGCGGCAGACAGCACCAUUUUUGGUCGAAGCAGGCUGAAAUGCCGUUCUGCCGAAAACAGACGAGAAUCAUCGCGUGUGGGGAUCCAGUCGCUGUCAGUGCCUACUGCGAGCAGCAGGGAAAAAAAGGUGCGCAGUGUUUUGGUCGUCGCCUGCUAUGAUGCAAGUGAAAGUAACCCGAUCGCUUUGGAAACGAUAGCCAGCCAGAAGAAAAGAGAAGAUAUUUUUAUGUUAUGUUUAAGAAACGCAGUGCUUCCACUUGUAUGUGAUCUGGAAGGGGGGAGGGGGUGGCUCCUCACGCUAACCAGUGCCUUUAAAGUAGCGCGCUCCCAUAUCGGGGGCAAAUUUUCCGAUUGAAAUCAUUUCGACCAACCAAUAUGGACCGCAUCCGAUUAGUGCCGCAUGAAAAACGUGUUUUUAAUUUGUUUUCUAAUGUGUGUCUAUCUCGAAAUUGCCAGUGUACAUUUCAUUAUGUCUGCUCCAUUUGAAUGUUAGACAAACAAACGCCCAACUUCUAGUCUAUAAUUAGUAUUGCCCUCUUCAAUGUCUCGGCCGGUGGAAAGAUGCGUGAAGGGCGUAAGAAGCAUAUGCUACGGUAGCUACACGGGAAAAAAUUCUGUGGUAAAAAUAACUAUUUUAGCUGACUACGCCCAUUC